CAAAGUUUGGCUACAUAAAGAGCCCUUUAGCUCCAACCUUGUGAUUGUAAGAGUCACACUAAAGUGAGCUCGAGCACGGCACCCCAGCCCUGGCCGUAAGGCACCUGCAGGAAAAUGACCCUCCAGCCAUUAACUGCAGUGAACUGUGCAGGCCUCGUACAGCCUGGCCUCUCUCUGCUGCAGCUGGAUGGCGAGGCUCUCCUGUUUGGCCAGAAAGGUUGGCCCAAGCGCUCAUGUCCAACGGGAGUGUUUGGGGUUCGGAUCAAAUGUGGCGAGAUGAAGCUGAGGGCCAUCUCUUUCUCUAAUGAAUCAUGCUACCUUCCUCCGUUACGUUGCCCAGCUGUUUGCCGCCUCGACCCGUAUGAAGGGCUUCCAGAGAGUUACCUCAUCCACGGCGGCCGCACUCCAAAUAACGAGAUCUCAUCCAGCCUGUACCUGCUGACCGUUGAUAGCCGCGGCUGCAAUCGUAAACUGACCCUGUGCUGCAAAGAGAAAGAACUGGUGGGUGAAGUGCCGGGGGCCAGGUACGGCCACACAAUGAGCAUGAUUCAGAGCCGGGGGAAGACAGCUUGUGUGUUGUUUGGGGGUCGAUCAUACAUGCCAGUGGGAGAGCGCACCACAGAGAGCUGGAACAGCGUUAUCGACUGUCCUCCUCGGGUGUUCCUGUUUGACUUAGAGUUUGGUUGCUCCUCUGCGCACAUUGUACCUGAGCUGUUCGAUGGUCAGUCUUUCCAUUUGGCCCUUGCUAGAGAAGACUGCGUCUACUUCCUCGGGGGUCAUUCACUCACAUCUGACUCCCGCCCCCCUCGACUCUUCCGCCUGCGUGUUGAGCUUCUGCAGGGAAGCCCAUUGCUUUCCUGUGAGACUCUAGACACCGGCAUAUCCAUCUCUAGCGCCAUAAUCACCCGCACAGGUCCCACUCACAGAUACAUCGUCUUAGGUGGCUAUCAGUCAGACUCUCAGAAGAGGAUGGAGUGCAGCACUGUGAUUCUCAAUGAAAAAGGGAUCCACAUUGAGCCCCUGGAUCCACCUAAGUGGACCCCAGAUAUCAUCCACAGUCGCACUUGGUUUGGUGGCAGUGCUGGGGAGGGAAGCAUCCUACUUGCUGUGCCUACUGAGGGAAGGCCGUCCCAAGCAGAUAUGCAUUACUUUUAUCAGGUCAGCUUCCAGACAGAGGGAGAAGCCAGAGAGGAAGAAGGAACCCAGGGCUGCAGCCAGGAGUCAACAGAUUACGAUGACUCCACUCCUCUGGAAGACUCUGAGGAGCUCUACUUCGGACGUGAGCCACACGAGCUGGAGGACAGCAGUGAGGGAGAAGAGGGUGCUUACAAUGAGGACGAUGAAGAGGAUGAAUCACAAACAGGCUACUGGAUCAAAUGCUGCCUGGGUUGUAAUGUGGACCCCAACACGUGGGAGCCGUACUACUCCACUGAGCUCCACCGGCCAGCUAUGAUCUUCUGCUCCAGAGGUGAGGGGGGACACUGGGUCCAUGCCCAGUGCAUGGAGCUGUCUGAAACGCUGCUGCUCAGGCUCUCUCAGGGCAGCAAGAAGUACUUCUGCCUGGACCACGGAGGCCUGCCGUACCAGGAGAUGACCCCACCUCGACAGGUCAUGCCUCUGAAGCGCACCCCCAUGAAAGUUAAGGACAGGAAAACUCCUCCGACAAUCAAAAUGUCCCCCAGCAAAAAAAGCUUUUUCAGGAGGCUUUUUGACUGAAUCGAGUUUACUGACCACGGUUUAAACUUCUGUGUGUAAUAAGGAUGUUUAUAUGCAAUGAAUAAAAAACUGAUAAAAGAUACAUAAUAUGCUGAUCUGUACUCUGUGCAAAAUUUUUGUGAAGGAAAAAAACAAACAAUAAAAUUGCAACCCUAUAUUUCCCGUCUAACAUCUGUAUAUUUUCAUUAAAAAUUUAAGUCUAUCCACAAUGUUUCUAUUUUGUGUUUUUACCAGCUAUAAAUCAGAUUGUUGUAAUUUUGUAUUCUAUUAUGUGCCACAAGUUUAACUUCCAGACACUUUCUUUCAUAGCCAGAUGGAGCCGAAC
Messenger RNA from Epinephelus moara (kelp grouper), 2041 nucleotides. RefSeq names its product recombination activating gene 2 (gene rag2). NCBI's taxonomy places the organism in Eukaryota, Metazoa, Chordata, Actinopteri, Perciformes, Serranidae. The record is from RefSeq and is a predicted model, not a curated record. The transcript is spliced from 2 exons. Gene Ontology annotation, biological process: V(D)J recombination. Gene Ontology annotation, cellular component: nucleus; DNA recombinase complex. The coding region runs from base 115 to 1716 and encodes 533 amino acids. Gene Ontology annotation, molecular function: sequence-specific DNA binding; protein binding.